Molecule: messenger RNA, 2403 nt
Organism: Alternaria postmessia
Lineage: Eukaryota; Fungi; Ascomycota; Dothideomycetes; Pleosporales; Pleosporaceae
Exons: 1
Coding region: 1-2403 (800 amino acids)
Source: RefSeq, a predicted model, not a curated record
AUGCUGUCGGCGCCAUUGAUUAGGGCCCUUGCAAGCGAUACCUCCGCGCAUUCCUCCAUCAACACUCCGGAAGUAUCAGGGCUAUUCGCAUCCUCUGCUCACGAUCUCGGCAGCGUCUUGGGCCCGAGCUCGCCGACUUCUCUCACUAGACACUACACUUCACUUCAAGAGCAUGCCGACCAGAUUACUGGCACAGAAACGGCAGGGAAAGAUGAAGGACUCACUCCAAGACAAGUGACCAGACGGGAGGGGUUUGCUUGGGGCCAACGACCAAGCCUCGAAGAUGAGAGGAGGCAUAGUCGUUACCAGAUGCCGAUGGAACAAGAACGACAAAGUUCACCUCCACCACUAGACGAAAUCAUUCGCAGAACGACCAUCGACGAUGCAGAUGAUCUUCAAAACAUCAAGCUUCGUCAUAUGGAUAGCAUAGAGUCACACGCUUCUGGGGUCACCUAUCCGGCCGCUUCCAUUUCUACGUCUGUGGAAACUAGUGAUUCUUAUGUCCGCGAUAACAGAAGAUCUUCUAUAGCGGCUUUCGCCAAAGGCAUCGUACAGCAUGUGCCCAACUUGAGAAUGCCACGUCCUCAAGAAAGCAAAGAAGAUCAGCAGCGACGAGACUCCGGUGAUGGAGCUUCCAUGAAGCUGCACAAGAAAGAUCGUGUGCUAUCCUUCGCACCACUUCCGUUUGUCAAGCCGAAAGAGUCAUAUGAGAAAGGCUCAAAACCAUCCGUUGUAAUCGAGGAGCCGUCGACGCCCGUGGAUACUCCCCCAACAGCAGUGAACAAUGCGACUACACCGUUGAACCCCCACUCGACGUCAAAAGGCGGACUCCGAGACCGCAGGAAGGUCAAUCUCGAUCUCUCCAUGCCAGCACAAAUGCCAGAUCUACCCGCUCGCGGUCGCUUACCCGUCGAUAUGACGGGCAGCCUCGGUGCCCCACGUCCGAGAAGUCCCAAAACGCCAUGGGUCCGGAAAGAGCAGCCACAGUGGGAACCAGCCAUGAUGACCAAGUCUGCACCGAUUCUCGAAGAGGAUUACAUUCGCGACAACACCUCGGCGCCGAGGAACGACAACUAUGGUGGCAUAGGCCUUUUACCUGAUAACAACACGCUCUUCUCUUCGCAGAGCCCAAAAUUUGAACGACCGCCGGCGAGAGUGAGGGAUCGGUGUUACAUCAGCCGUCCAAAGUCCAAGAGAACGAGAAGUGGCAGAAGUGACAAAAGUGGCACUAGUGCGAGCGAUUCAACUCUAGCUCGGACACCGGACAGUAGUUGGACCCCAGCAGAAGAGAGAAUAUAUCAAGAACACCAAGCUCAAACUAGAUCAGAGCUGCGAAAAAUUGCUAGUGAGUCCAAGGCAAGUCGCUCACGGCGCUGGUAUUGGUUGGGUAAAGCCUCUAGUGAGGAUGCUCCUUCUUCUCCUAGACCUGUAGAGCCUCUAAGUCGUCGCUUCUCGAUCAACCCAUUCAGACGGUCAAACAGAAUCUCGGACCAGACGGAUGCAGAAGUAAGCAAACAACAAGCUCUAUCUUCGAUUCAUCCUAGUCGCGGCAAACAUGUACCUCCAUCAACGUCCCUCGCACAUAUACCUGUCCCACCUGCUUUCAUCCCACCGGGCGUUCAGCGUGUACCGACUCCGCCCAUUUUCGACGCCAACGGUGAAGUGAAGGGCAAGUUGGCAAAUUUCUUCUUCGAUGCCCAAGGUGGCGGCGCUAUGAAUGUUCGUACCAAAAUCAAACCUAGUCCGGGAGGUUACUGGGACUCUGAUGCUUUGCUCAUGAGCCUGUCAAGCGACAUCGACAACCACGAAGACAACGAUGAAGACGAAGGCCCCGAAGGCCCACGUAGCGAUUUCGUGCACACACCCGUAGAUUUUGAACCAAAUGGCAAACCUGGACUUACAGCCAUUGUGAGCAAUGUCCAAGGAAAUAGUUCAAGUUACCUCAGCGUCAAACCACCAGCCAGCCCUUCGCUAGCAGCAACGUCUCCGAUGCUGGGCCAUGAUGGCUGGUACCGUAUUCACCAGUCGCAUUUCCCUGAUACACCAGACGAACGCACUCUCACAGCGCUUGCCCGACAAGAAGAAGAAGAACGCCGUAAGUUUGAAUGGCUCGUCCCUGAACAUCUUCCCGAUAGCCCUUUGUGCCCUCUGCAUGCAAAGUAUAGGGGGCCGAGUGCCGGCUUGUGUUACUGGCAUGGACGUAGGUCCGGUAAUAAGAUUAGGAAAGGUGAGUAUGGCAGGGCGGGAGUGAAAGCUGCUAAGAAGAGUAUAAGUGGGGAUGGUGGACAUAGCAAGGAUGACUAUCAUGCUGGAGACGUAGGGGUUGUCGGGACGCCGGGACUUGCGGGAACGCCGACUAGGGAGGUGAAAAAGAGGAGAUUGAUAAGUUUGUCCAGUUCUUAA